Messenger RNA from Cylindrotheca closterium, 4281 nucleotides. The record is from the annotation of a GenBank genome assembly. NCBI's taxonomy places the organism in Eukaryota, Bacillariophyta, Bacillariophyceae, Bacillariales, Bacillariaceae.
AUGUCCACCAACGACCCCAGUCCAUUACGACGCUCGGGUCGAGAACGCAAGAAGCCUAUCUCGGAGUACGAUCAAGAAUUGGCAGCAAUUGCAAAGAAUACGAAAUCCAAACGGGCGACCGAGAACGUUUCAUCUGACUCGGAAGCAGAAGAUGAAGAAGUCUUGAACUUCGAAAGUGACAUGGACUCUGAUAUCACCGACGCUGAAGGUGAUGUCGAUGAUGAGAAGUCCCGUGAUGAUAAUGACAAGCAAUCCAAAAGGAAGAAAGGCAAGCGGGCUUCCUCCAAAUCGCCACCCAAAAAGGGAAGAACCAUACAAGUCAAGACGGGAGGUGCCAAGAAGGGAACCAAGACAGCCAAGGCUCCUCGCGGUAGAAAGAAUCCAAUCGCUCAAUUGAAUGCCCUUUCCAAAACCGUUUUGGACAAAUCCGAAAACCCAAAGACCAGUCUGGUGGCGGCCUUGUUGGCGUCUUCCAAGCCAAUUCCUGGGAUCAAUUCCGUACACGCUAGCAACAAUCGAAACAGCAAGGUACUAGCUACCCAUUACACCCCGCAGCUCAUUGGGAUUGCUCGAUAUUUGUUGAAAAACCACGAGUCGAAUAGCCUUCACAUUGAAUUGUUGAAUCUACUCUUUCGCAGCGUCGGUGGAUCCGUGGAUACCAACUUGAAGGGUGAAACAGAUCUCGAGGAACUCAGUGACGAGGAAUGGGAUGGUUUGGUGACGGAGGUCGUAGAUGUCAUGCGGGAGUCCGAUUUGGAGUGUUUAUUGACGGCCAAUCCGGAAGAAAAAAUUGGCGUCCAAGAGUACCGAAAGAUUUACAAGGAAUUCUGGUACCGUUUGGGCAAUGCCAUAUUGACCCACUCUCAACAACAAUUGUCCUUUGAUGAAAUGGAUUCUCAUGAAGAAUCGGAAAAGCCGCAGCCUUUUUCGUCCAGUCUUUUCCAAGUGGAAAUGAUGAAUAACUUGGUAACUCGCAUCACCGAAUUGGUCCAAGUGGGCCAACCUGAUUUGCGAUACGGAGCCACCGCGGCCAUUUGGGAAUUGGCCUGUGCCUGCAUGGAACGAUCCGUAGAAUUGGAACAAAAGAUUCAAGUGGCGACUCGUCAGUACAAGGCUGCGAAGGGACAAUCGAAAAAGCUGGAAGGCAUCAAGCUGUCCAUGGAUUCGUGGAAGCGCCACAAGGCGGAACUCGAAGAGAUUGUGCAGACCGCAGUCUUUCAAGGUGUUUUCAUUAACCGGUACCGCGAUUCCAACCCAAAUAUUCGUAUUUGCAGUAUGGAAUUCCUCUCCAGGUUGACCUUGUUGCGGCCAGAUUUGUUCUUGGAAAACAAGUUCCUCAAGUAUUUUGGAUGGAUGGCCUCGGACAAGGAGUCCACUGUUCGUGUUGCUGCUCUUGAGGGAUUGCUCGGUCCAUUUCGUCAUGCGAAAAGGGACACUGCCAGCAAAAAAUCUUCCCUUCAAGUCGAUGUGGAUGACAUGGAAAGUGUCUGUCUCAAGUUUUUGGCAAGAAUUGUGGACUGCACCGAAGAUGCAGAGAGCUUGCAAGUGCAAGAAGCCGCCAUGGAACUGCUUUUGUUCAUGCUCAAAAACGAGUUUUUGGACGAGUGGGACGAUGACGAUGGCUGGGAUCAAGUCAACCUCAAGGCCCUUGACCAAAAUACCUCCAAUGACGUCCGCCGUGACGCUCUGUACUUUGUACUUGAUCAAAUGGAUUGUUUCGAUGUGGAAGAUGACGGAAAUGAUGGAAAAUCUACCAUGAGCCAUGGCUUGGGAGAGAAGAAGCAAGUCGAACAAAUUGAAAGCAUUGCUAGUUGGAUCGCCAACAAAUUGGUGGAUGGUCCAAUCGAAUUGAGCUCCGUUCGAGUCGAGCGUGCUGAUUAUGUCAUUGAUUCUCUUCGUGGCAUGAAGGAGCACCGACACUUAGCUGUGAAUUGGUCUGCCAUGUUGAAGGCCAUUCGUAGUGAGAAUCCUCAGCAAGGACGCAACACUGGCAGAGAAGAAGCAGUGAAACAACGCGUCUUGCUUCGUAUGUUUGCUCAUGCGGCAGAACAAGAAGUCUCUUCCGUUACACCGACCGAAGGAAAAGGCAGGGCCAAGAAGAGAAAGCGAUCAUCCGCCAACACCCAUCCCGCGGAUGCGCUCUCUGCAGCUUUGCUCAAGAAUCUUCCACAACUUUUGACUGCUUACAAGGGUGAUGUUGUCGCUUUGAGAUCAUUGACCAUGUUGCCGCAGUAUUUGAUGCCCUCAGUUUUUGGUUUGCCUGCACGCAAGACCGAGUUCCUGGCAUUACUCAAGAAUCUCAACCGCCUCUUUCAAGACUCCACCGACGAAGCCGUCUUACAAAAUGUGGCCAAUGGUCUCUUGACCCUUUCCGAUGGCGGCCACGUUCGAGUUGGCGAUGUCAAGAUGCAGAUCAAACGUUUGUCUAUGACUUUGCAAGAUCGACUCAUGGAAUUGCUCCGAUCAACAGAGCAAGAAGACGGAACCGAAGAGGGUACCCGAACUCAGAGCCAAAGUCAAAAGUCAAAGUCGUCACGACGCUCCCGAAGAUCAUCAGCUAGUGAAAGUACCAGGUCUACCAUCGGGACACUGUCCCCUGAAGCGGAGAUGGAAAACUCUUUGUCCUUGUGCCUCUUGCGCUGGCGCGUCCUCUUGAAGCAGUGCCCUGUUGGCUUGUUAUUCGGAGACUCCUCCAACGACGACGACGAAGGCGAAGUUGAGGAUUUUUACAACACCAUCUCAGAGGCAAUGGCAAAACGGUUACAAGAUCGAAGACCUAUCACCAAGAAGAAGGACGACGACGACAAUGAUGAUGAUUCAAUGGAGACCGAUACCAAGACUAUGGCAUCGGCAUGGAAGACUUCCGAUAUGGACAUCCACGCGGAAGUUGGUAGCUCUAUAAAAAACUCACUACAACUCCUUCUCUCCAUCGUGGCUUGGACACUUCUAGAGACGUUCGAGAAUCAAGAUAUGGCCGAGGGCGACAUGGAUGUCGGUGAAGAAGAUCUUGCGGUCCUUCGAAUGAGAGAUCGACUUGCAAAACUCUUGGGGCUGUGCUUUGAUCAAUAUAUCGACGAAAGCGACGGGAUCGUUUAUUCGGAUGCUCAGAUUGAAUUCGCAAAUGCGGUGCAAUCAGCUGCCACUAAGGCAUCAAGCGAUGUGAGAUGUAUGUUUCCUCGGCAUUGGGCAGAUGCUGCAGACAGCCUGCGAAACAAGCUAGCACUUCUGACUGAUACACAAAUGAUUGGUGGGUCUGUGAGAUAUCUCCAUCAAAGAGAAGAAGAGUUGAAGGCCGAUGGUCAGGACGAAGAUGAAAAUGAUGAGUUGGCCGUUGACUUGAUAGUUCCAAUCGCUCGUAGCUUGACUGCCAAUUGGAAUGAUGGUAAUCGAAAAGAGGCUGGAACCUUGCUGGCAUACAUUGCUGGACAUAGCAAAGCAACCGGGCAAGUUGUUCAAGAUGCGGCUAGAAUGAUGAAGAAGAUCAAUCCAGUUCGCUAUCUUGAGGCACAGAUGGCUUGCUUGCGAAUGGGUUUCAACAAAUGGCUUGACAAUGAGCCCGAGAUAUCUGAUGAUCCGUCAGAAGAUGAAGAGCAAGAAUACAAAGAAGCAGCAGAUCUGCAUGGACAAAUGUUUCAGGAUAUCGAACAACAAGCCCGCCUUUUGUCUCGCUCCCUUGGAGUUGGAAAGCUCAGUAACGAUAGUGUGCUUCGUGCCCUUACAAGUUUCAUGAAGGAAGGGGUACGCUUCGCGUUCGACGGCGACGACGGAGUUGAAGAUGAGAUGGUUCUGGGUAGCCGCUUUCCUUUCCUCAUGGUUCUCAGCAAGUACUCGAACUGGGCGAAGAAAAAUAAGUAUGGCCUUGAGGAUUUGAAGCAGUUCAUCCUUGAAAAAGAGGAAGUGUUGAAGUCUCAUCCUGAAUUCAAUGACGUUCAUGAAGAUGACUUGAAAGCACUCCGUACCUUCAAAGAAUCACUCGGUAUGGAGGUCGAAAUCGCCCAAGUUGUAAGCCAAGACGACGAAUCAUCGGAAGACGAUGGAAGUGCCGUAGGAACUCCAAGUCCUUCGAAGUCUUCGACUGCUUCCUCCCGCCGAAGAAUCUCUACGGCCGGCAGUCAACGGUCUCGUUUGUCCACUCAGAGCAACUUGUCGCCAUUGGAAGAAGAAGAAGGGGAUUCUGACGACGAAGAUAUGUCGCCUUCUCCACCUAAGCGAAGAAGAGUUCCCAAAAGCAAGAUCGAAGAAGUUGACGAGGAAAGCGAUGCUGAGUCAGAGGAAUCGUGA